Neltuma alba is the source of this 1998-nucleotide messenger RNA. RefSeq names its product pollen receptor-like kinase 4. The coding region runs from base 1 to 1998 and encodes 665 amino acids. Lineage: Eukaryota; Viridiplantae; Streptophyta; Magnoliopsida; Fabales; Fabaceae. Gene Ontology annotation, molecular function: ATP binding; protein binding; protein kinase activity. The transcript has 3 exons. Gene Ontology annotation, biological process: protein phosphorylation. The record is from RefSeq and is a predicted model, not a curated record.
AUGGGCGCGCACAACGCUUGGCCUGUGCGCGUUCCUGAAGCAACUUCGUCUCUUCUUGUUCUUCUACUUCUUCUUCUCUCGUCGUCGACUCCUUCGCUGUCCUACUCCGAUGCCGAAGCCCUCUUGAAGUUCAGAAGCUCUCUCAACGAUGUCGUUGGUCUCAGCAAUUGGGAUCCCGCCGUCAACCCUAAGCCGCCGUGCACCGGCAAUAUCCCCAACUGGGUCGGCGUUUUCUGCAUCAACAACUCUGUUUGGGGCUUCCGUCUCGAGAAUAUGGGCCUCAUGGGCAACAUUGACGUUGAAGCUCUGGCUUCCAUGCCCCGUUUAAGGUCUAUUAGCUUGAUGAAUAACACCUUCGCCGGACCUUUGCCUGAAAUCAAGCGGGUGAAGAAUUUGAAGUCGAUAUACUUAUCGUACAACCAUUUCUCCGGCGGCAUCCCCGACGACGCGUUUGUUGGUAUGAAUAUGUUAAAGAAAGUUUAUUUGGCUAAUAACGAGUUCACCGGCAAAAUCCCUUCCUCCCUCGGCGUCUUGCCUAACCUUCUCGCCGUCCGGCUUGACGGCAACAAGUUUCACGGCCGAAUCCCUAACUUUCAAAAUACCACUUUGAAGCUUAUCGACUUGUCUAACAAUAAUUUGGAUGGCCCCAUUCCAGAGAAUCUAUCCUCUUUCAGCGCCUUCGCCUUCACAGGGAACACACAUUUAUGCGGGCCUCCUCUGCGGAAUCGAUGCGCAUCAAUCCCUUACGCCACCAUGGAUUCUCCAUCAAAGAUAACGGUUCUGAGGAUUCUGCUCAUUUUAAUUCUCACAUUACUAAUAAUAGUGGUGAUCGGAUCGGCGAUAGUGAUAGCCCGCCUGAGAACACGCCGGAGAUACGGAGACGACUCGGUCUCGACGUUCCGAAGUCAACCUUCUGCGAAGCACGCUCCUCCGGCGUACACAAAAGCGAAAAGCAUAGGCGAUCAUUACGACAACACAAAGCUUCUUACUGAACAAAACCACAGUACUUAUCAGAAUACGCCAUCGAUAUCGAAGAAAGGAGAAGCUGGGAAGUUGAUAUUUGUGAGGAAACGGGAGAAGAAGUUUGAUUUGCAGGAUAUGUUGAAAGCGUCGGCGGAGAUUCUGGGGAGUGCGGCGUUUGGGUCUUCGUAUAAGGCGGUGAUGAAGGAUGAUCAAGCGGUGGUUGUGAAGAGGUAUAAGCAUAUGAACAAUGUGUCAAGAGAUGAGUUCUUUGAACACAUGGCAAGGCUUGGAGAUCUCUCUCAUCCAAAUCUGCUACCCCUCGUUGCUUAUUAUUACAGGAAAGAAGAGAAACUCUUGCUCUCGGACUUCGUUCCAAAGGGUUGCUUGGCCAGCCAACUUCAUGGUAAUCAUAAUGACGAGAAGCCAGGCUUAAACUGGUCAACUCGGUUGAAAAUUGUGAAAGGAGUAGCGAGGGGUUUAUCAUACCUAUACACUGCAUUACCGAGCCUAGUAGUGCCUCACGGUCAUAUGAAAUCUUCCAACAUUUUAUUAGACGAAUCAUACGAACCCUUGCUCACAGAUUACGGUCUGAUUCAUGUGAUCAAUCUGGAUCAUGCUCAACAGAUAAUGAUGCCAUACAAAUCGCCGGAGUACGCUCAACUUGGCCGGAUCACGAAGAAGACGGACGUCUGGAGCUUCGGCAUCGUGAUUCUGGAGAUCUUAACGGGCAAAUUCCCAGAGAACUAUCUGACUCACAGGCACGAAACUGUUUCAGACAUUGCAAGCUGGGUGAAUAGUAUGAUCACAGAGAAACGUACGGGUGAAGUGUUUGAUGUUGAAAUGGGAGGGAUUGAGAAUAGUAAGAGCGAAUUGCUUAAACUUUUGAAAAUUGGACUGAGUUGUUGUGAGGAGAAUGUGGAGAGGAGAUUGGAUAUGAAGGAAGCUCUGGACAAGAUUGAAGAGUUGAAGGAUGAAAGUGAUGGAGAUUUUUCUUUGAUUGUUACCGGCGAACGGGAUGCUUUUCAAGUUAUAUGA